Molecule: messenger RNA, 1851 nt
Organism: Cladocopium goreaui
Lineage: Eukaryota; Dinophyceae; Suessiales; Symbiodiniaceae
Source: the annotation of a GenBank genome assembly
AUGGCAGCCAAAGGUAGUGGCCAGGUGCUGGGGAUGUUGAGAUCCAGCUGGUUGGUAGCACUGUCCUGGCUUUCUUCGAUGGCUCAGAAGCGAUUGGAUUCGAAUGUGGUGUGUUGGAGCUCCGCAACUGCUGCCUGCAAAGAGCACUGGACUGUGGCUAUGCUCUUGUUCCAGACUGCGCGAAAAGGUCUUCGCGUUGAUGUCAUCAGCUUUGGUGGUGGCAUUGCCAUCAGCCGCACCUGGGAGGCGGCGCUGGGAUUGUUGGGGCAAAUGUCGACGGUGCAGCUGGAACAAAACGUUCUUUGUCAAGGCGCAGCCGCUGCCCUGUGCGCCUGGAACUGGGCUUUGCACCUGGCUGAGGAGCCAAAUGAAGUCCUGAUGGACACCUGCAUCCUGAAUUGCAUGACCUCCGGCAACUGGGCCAAGGCUCUGGAGCUCUUUGUGGAUUCUGAGUGGGAUGAGCCGAUGAGGUCUCCUGCAUCAUUUUUGUAUCUCUUGGGAAGCUUGUGCGUGGAUGAUGCGGGUGUCAUCCAUCCCAUGUGCUUAGAGGCACCUUUGGCUGCGGUGGAGAGACCCUUGGGAGCCCAGGCGUUGGAGCUGGAUGUAGGUGCCAAAGUUUUUGUGGGCCAUUGUGAUGCUGGGAGCGUCACCAACCCCUGCCUUAGAGGAGAGGCUUUGCAACGAGGUCUGCGUCAGGUCCUGCAGCUGUUGCCAUCCUUGUCCCUCGCCGAGCUGCAGCGCAGCGCUUGGGGCGCGGCCGGCGCGGCCGGCGCGGCUGGCGCCGGGGGUUUUCGCUUUUGGAAGCGACUCCAGGAGGAAUUGAUUGCUCGCGUUUACCAGCUGAAGCGCCAGUCCCUGGUGGAUUUCUGGCAGAAGAGUGGUGAGGAUGUGACAGGUGUGUUGUGGAGCUGCAACAUGGCCGGCAUGGUGACCGAAACAUGCAGGCGGCUGGUGGCCAAUGUGCUCCGAGACGCUGGCCGACUGCUGGACGCGCGGCAGCUCCAUCCGCUCCAAGCGGAUCGUGUGGUCCUGCUGAAGCCAUCUGGUUGGGGCGUUUGUGAUGGCGAAUCUGAGCUGCAACUGUUGGACCUUGCCAAGGAGAGGUUCGGAUCCCUUCCCAUCUUCAAAGAUCCACGUCACUGGCAUGGCUUCCUGCAUCGAAUCGAUGUUCCGUGCUCUGGGCUCAUUCUGCUGGCGAAGACCUAUGAGGCCUUCUAUGACCUUCAGCUUCAACUGCAGAUUGGGGAGAUUCUUCGUGAUUACGUGGUGCUGUGCCACGGCCUCUUUCCGCCUCGGCGUCGCUCGCUGCGCGCGGCGCUGUGGUGCCGUGGGUUUGUGACCUUCAGCGGUCGCGGACGUCCGGCGGUCAGCAGGGUGAAGGCGAUGGCGCAGUUCAGGCACUUCUUUCGCAGCUACACCCUGGCUGCCGUCCAGAUUUUGACUGGUCGUCAGCAUCAAAUUCGCAGCCACUUCGCCCAUGUUGGGCACCCGACAAUUCACGAUAGCCUGUAUGAGGCUCUUGCAACACUUGCGGAAGAUGGGGCGAUUUCUCCGCGGAAUUGGUUGCAUCGUUACCACCUUGCAUAUAAUGAAGCCGAUGGCCGCCGCAGCGAGUGGCGUGAAAACCUGCCAGAGGAUUUGCAGCAAAGCCUGGGGCGGCUGCACCACUGGCGAGGCGGCACCACUGGCGAGGCGCUUCACAGUGCAGGCCUUUGCCAUGGGAGAGCUGCAUCCAAUUGGAUCCAAAAGCAGCGCGAGUUCUGCGGGUCAGAACGAAUGACACGGGCGGUGGUAAUUCAUGAGCAACUACAGGAUAUCUUAGCAUAUUGGAUCAUAUUGGCAUGGGGAUGA